Molecule: messenger RNA, 1045 nt
Organism: Solanum verrucosum
Lineage: Eukaryota; Viridiplantae; Streptophyta; Magnoliopsida; Solanales; Solanaceae
Product: chlorophyll(ide) b reductase NOL, chloroplastic
Exons: 13
Coding region: 21-764 (247 amino acids)
Source: RefSeq, a predicted model, not a curated record
CUCCCUCGUUCUCCUGUCCAAUGGCUGAAAUGAGUGUUACCAAUACCACCGCUUCACUUCAAUCCUUUCCUAAAUCACCUCUCUGCUCUCUCUCAACCACAAAAUUUAACUCUUCUUACCAUCCUUUACCUAUUGUAUCUCCCAUUGCCAGGUUUUGCUUAAUAUCUAAAUACAAUUCGUUUCGUUUCUCUGCUGCUGUUGUGAAGGCUGCUUCUUCUCCACACGCAAAUACAAAGGACCCAAUGCUUCCUCCUUACAAUGUCUUAAUUAUAGGUGGUUCCAAAGGAAUAGGCUAUGCAUUAGCUAAAGAAUUUCUCAAGGCAGGUGAUAAUGUCCUCAUUUGCUCCAGAUCAGAUGAAAGAGUUGUAUCUGCUCUCGACAGGUUAAGAGUUGAAACAGGGAAGCAGCAUGUGUGGGGAACCAAGUGUGAUGUUAGAGAGGGAGAUGACGUGAAGAACUUAGUUGCCUUUGCGAAGGAAAAGCUUAAAUACAUCGACAUAUGGAUCAAUAAUGCAGGAUCGAAUGCGUAUAGCUUCAAACCCCUGGCAGAAGCUUCUGAUGAAGAUUUAAUUCAAGUUGUCACUACAAAUACUCUUGGUUUGAUGAUAUGUUGUCGUGAGGCUAUAAACUUGAUGCAGAAUCAGCCUCGAGGAGGUCAUAUUUUUAAUAUUGAUGGGGCUGGCUCAGAUGGAAGACCAACCCCCAGGUUUGCAGCAUACGGAGCAACUAAGCGCAGUGUGGUGCACUUAACAAAAUCAUUGUAGGCAUAAUUGGAAAUGCAGGAUGUUAAAAAUGUUUUAGUGCAUAAUCUGUCGCCUGGAAUGGUCACAACUGAUCUUUUAAUGUCCGGUGCCAACACGAAGCAGGCCAAGUUCUUCAUUAACGUUUUGGCAGAGCCAACAGAUGUGGUUGCAGAGUAUUUAGUCCCAAAUAUAAGAUCAAUACCGACCAAUGGAUCAACGAAGGCUACUUACAUACGUUUCCUCACAGGAUUAAAAGCCUAUUCCCAAAUAUUUUCAAGGAUCGCGUUUGGUGCUAGACGGAA